AUGGCGACUGUAUACCACCGGCAACGGGCCUACGCCUGGAUGCUGCCGCUUCUGGUAGCAAUCUUGGCUGGCAUCGCUCUGCUGACCGCGUCCGUAAAUGGGUUAAGUUCAACAGGUGAAAGAGAGAGCCGAAAACUUUUCGGUGGAUACCGAAUUACGCCAAAGUUCUGCAAUGCUACGCGGUCGCUACUAAAACGUGAGCCAGGAAGACGUGGUCCAACGAUCUGCAUGUUCAAUCACGAAUGUUUCCAGCGCCAGGGUGAAGUUGUGGGUGCCUGUAUGGAUGGGUUUCUGUUUGGGACCUGCUGUGAGUUACCCCUCACCAAGGAUACCCUUGCCACCGACACACUGAUGGAGCAAAUCAACACCACCGAGCAGACGGCCCAAUCGUCACUUAGUUCGGCUAUUGCAAGUCAGUACGAAAAAUUCGGCAGUCAGAUUUCGAGCGGUGGCUAUGGCGAAGGAGUGGUGCAUAUGGAGCAGAGCGCUUCAAAGCCGGAUUCGCUGGAAACCGACACAAGUGGAGGAUAUACGGCGAGCAGUGAGAAAAUAAAGCCACUGUUCACUAAAAUCCAGAACAACAAUUACAUCGUGAAUGACGACCUGGACGAGGACAUCGUGCUGAACAGCAUCAGCGCCAACAAGUACGAUGUGGCUAGCGAUGCGGUGUCUGUUUAUUCGCCCUCCACCAACAAGAUUAAAACCGAAAGCGAUGAGAUGCCUGCAUCUUCGCUCGGAUAUCCUUCCACAACGGAAUCGGAUGAAACGCACUACGUACAGGUGAACAAGGAUAAUGUCUACAGCGCGGAGAUCCCUUCAUUGCUCAGCGCGUACGGUGAAACCAGCUCGAGCGAAGCGAGCGGCACCGGUGCAUCCGCCAUUUCGACGGAAACGAGCACCGAUAUUACUGCGACCGGUGUCCAGCAAAUUGCCAAUCAAAUCUUCCAGGAAAACAGCCAGUUCUUCGAUCACAGUGACAUUACACAUCCUGCCGCCGAAACGGAUCUCCUGAACGAGCACGGCGCUGUGGACCAGAGCUAUGCAAACCCGAAUGACUUUUCCGGUGUACCACAGGCAUCUCAAGCAGUGCCCCAACCAUCCACACCUACGGUAAAGCCUGUCAAGGUGACCUAUCCUAAACCUCAGUUUAAACCACGUCCAAAACCAACGCAACCGAGUUCCAAUGAAUCUGGAAGCAGUGGCCAGUACGUUCUGGUGCAAACAAUCUCAAAUGACACUAAAAAUGACACCCAGGCAAAGCCGACCGUUUCCAUGAACAACAUACCCUCGAUCGAGUCGAUCAUUCUUAUGCUGAACGAUUCCAAUGUUGGCCCUCAGUACGAAACCGAUGAUGCGAAUGCAACGAAAGCUUCGUUUGAGGCUUCUACCGUCCCGUCCACUUACGGUACGGCUUCGAUCGACUACGACAAGUAUGGACCGACCAGUUUCUACAUCACAAAACCUCAGAAGACUGAGGCACCUACGGUUACUCACACCACAAGCAAUGUUCCAUCGACGAGCUACGUCUACAGUCCGAAGCCUACAAAGCGGCCAACUUUAGCACCGGUUGUAGUACAGGCCACACUGUUGACUAACAGUGCCGUCUCCUACGGAGGAUCUGCUGUUCCGCAAGGUGAACCUCAGCCUUCUUCGACGCAUCGACCACCACCGACAAAGAUCAUAGUAUCUUCGAGUACCUCUAAGCGACCUGUGCUCAUCACAACCGAUACACUUGCUAGCAGUGGCUAUUACACAGGUCCGACGAGACCAGGCUCAACUGUGGCCAUAUCUUCCGUACAACCGACGAAGAAGAUCACAACAAUCGCCACUAAACGUCCAAUUGCCACAACGAUCAAGCUUCCAGAGUACAUCGUACAAUCGUCUACUCUAUCCCACCAGAACCCAUCGACAUUAGCCAACGUCAACUACAUUCAGAUUGCAAGUGCCUCUGAUAAUCCUUCGCCUACGGUACACAUCACGCCGAAGCCUGUAGUUGGCUUGGUUACGUCUUCCACGUGGAACAACAACAAACUGGGCUCGUCGGUAGCACCGAGCAGUUCGCGGCCCGGUUUCUACGAGAACACACCGCCCGUGUAUAUGUCCUCGAUUGCUGAUUUCGAAGACGAAGGGUACUUCGGAUCGACUAACCGUCCGGCCUUAGACAAUACUGUUACCUCUACCGCCAUCUACACACUAGUGGACAACAACAACAACAAGAUCAGUAACUUCGCGUCCUCCACAUACGCUCCGUAUGGACCGACAGCUUCAUAUGGUUCCACUCCAACAUACCCGGUCGCAAACCGUGUCCCACCGAAUCAACCAAGCAUGCAAACGUAUGGACCACCGUCUGUUGUAGAGGCAUCCACACUCAAGAACGAACUCUACACGACACCUGAUGACAUCAACAACUUCCCGCCGGUGCGCAAUCCUAACCUCAACCUAACGGACCCAACCACCAUGUCAAACAUUACGAAGAUCGAAAACGGGCUUUACGGUACGCCGGCCAGCGAAGAGGAUAAGGUAAACAUGCUGGUCAACAAGAUUGUGCAGACAUUCAAUGGAAACUUUGAGGAGUUGGAACAGAUUCUUAAGGAACGUAAAAACCUAACAGUCACCAGUACGGCUGGAUCUCUGGGCGCAACCACUGUGGUGGGUCCUUCAUCGGGUUUGUCCACCAGUGACGGAUCCACUUCUACCUCCAGUACAACUCCAAAGCCGAAAAAGAAGAAGAAGCGUCCCAGUGGCAACCGAAAGCCUUCCAACGGCACUACCUCAAGCUCCGGAACCUCGACGAAGAAACCCACCGCUAAACCUACGACACUUGCUGACAGUGCCGUCAGUAACGGAACCUCCGUCAAACCAUCGUCUCGCCCUUCGAAGAAACCAACCAAGGUACGACGACCAAGUAACUCCACCAAACCAACCACCGGUUCCAAACCUACCACUGCGACCACGCUCACUAAACCGAUCGCCAGCGAUACUCCCUCGAAACCGGCUAAACCAUCCAGCACGAAACCGAAACCUUCCACAUCCGCCAGCAGUGGCAGCACUGCAGCAGGUUCACGCCCAAAGCCUUCCACGUCUCCAAAACCAUCGUCCGCUGCCAACACAACCAAGAAACCGGUUCGCACGUCAACUACCAAGCGACCAACGCGUAAACCCAGCACCCGGCCCACACUGGCCGAUGCCGACCUGACCACAACCCAGCUGACGACGACGCGCAAACCCACCAAAGUCACGAAGCGCCCCACCAAACGCCCAUCCUCGACGACGACCACCACCGCCGCCCCACCGGAAGACGAAACGAUCGACGAGGAGGAAAACGCCGUGGACGGUGAGGACGAGGAGGAGGAAGAGGACGAGGACGUUGGUGAGGAGACAAACGAGACGGUGGACCAGCAGCCGGCAGGAGGAAGAAAGAUUCUUUGUGGCCAGCGGCCGUUGAUGAAGAGUGGACGCGUGGUAGGCGGUAAGGCAUCGAAGUUUGGCGAAUGGCCCUGGCAGGUGCUUGUACGUGAGUCGACCUGGCUCGGACUUUUCACCAAGAACAAGUGCGGUGGUGUGCUGAUCACGAACGAAUACGUCAUCACUGCUGCUCACUGUCAGCCUGGCUUCCUUGCCUCGUUGGUGGCCGUGUUCGGAGAGUUCGAUAUCUCCAGCGACCUAGAAACGAAGCGUUCCGUCACGAAGAACGUAAAACGUGUCAUCGUCCACCGGCAGUACGAUGCAGCCACCUUCGAGAACGAUCUGGCCAUCCUGGAGCUCGAGAAUCCCAUCCAUUACGACGUUCAUAUAGUGCCAAUCUGUAUGCCAGGUGAUGAGGCCGACUUUACUGGGCGCAUGGCAACCGUGACGGGAUGGGGUCGGCUGACCUACGGUGGCGGUGUACCCUCCGUCCUCCAGGAAGUUCAGGUGCCGGUCAUCGAGAACAGCGUCUGCCAGGAGAUGUUCCACAUGGCCGGACACAACAAGAAGAUCCUACCAUCGUUCGUCUGUGCCGGUUACGCAAACGGCAAGCGAGAUUCCUGCGAGGGUGACAGUGGUGGUCCGCUAGUCCUGCAGCGUCCCGAUGGCCGGUACGAGCUGGUCGGUACCGUAUCCCACGGUAUUCGCUGUGCCGCCCCCUAUCUGCCCGGAGUCUACAUGCGGACGACCUUCUACAAACCCUGGCUACGAAGCGUUACUGGUGUGAAGUAA
Anopheles marshallii is the source of this 4197-nucleotide messenger RNA. It is a transcript of the gene flz, whose product is annotated as serine protease filzig. Lineage: Eukaryota; Metazoa; Arthropoda; Insecta; Diptera; Culicidae. Bases 1 to 4197 code for a protein of 1398 amino acids. Gene Ontology annotation, molecular function: serine-type endopeptidase activity. The record is from RefSeq and is a predicted model, not a curated record. Gene Ontology annotation, biological process: proteolysis. The transcript is spliced from 8 exons.